AACAUUAACAACAAAGACCCUUGGAUAAAACAACACUGCGUCUCGACUGUGUCGAUAUCUUCCUUGACCAGAAUACAGCGUUAUAAUACUGAUUUCCGGACCGAGCACCAUCGCUCACACUUGAUGUUUACGCCUCUCACUACGACAUGGCAAAGAUGAGCAGAAGCCAGCUAGGGGCAUUGCAGGCCAAGCGGAGGAAGCAGCGUGGGGAGUCCGAGUCCAUCGAAAAGCUCAAGACAAAAUGUGCGCAGGAGCAUGGCAAGGCUCACGUGGCGCACUGCAAGGAGUGUUAUGGAGAGGUUGUGGAGACGAUGAGGAGCAGAUACGUCGACUCCAAGGAUGAGUGGUUCUCCGACGACAAGGCUUUUUUGAGCGAUCUCGACAGCUUGUUUGCAAAGGUCAAGAACUUCAGUGAAGACCUCAAAGCCAUUGAGACCCGGAUCGACAAGGAGAAACAGAAACAUUACCGCGAGUCCCUCCCCAAAUCAGCAGCGGGGCGCGUCGCCGAGGCCUCGAUAGGCAAGGCCGACUUUCUGGCCGCUCUGGAGGAUGAAGAGAAGCCCACGAUUGCACUCAUCGAAGAUGUCAGGAGAGCCCUUUAUAAGGGCGUUGACGACGCACCAGGCCUCGAGGAGCUGGCGUCCAAGUUUGAUGACGUGGUUUUCGAGAAAGAGGCAGGUGUUGUCGUUGACGUCUUCUUCCAAGACCCCCGUACAGGCGAGAUUCCAGCGUCAUGCAAAAAGUACGUGGAAAAGCUGCGAUCCGGUGUACCCAUCGAGGACGUCAUGUUGGCCAUGGCGGCCGACAGACCAGCUAGGUCGCAGGCUUCGGCGAACAUGGACAAGCACAGACGGACGCUUAACGAGCUUAAGAGGGCGCAGGCGGCACAUGAGCAGGAUAAGCUCCUGAAAGCUCAGAAGCGACAGCAACCUCCUCCGCAGGCGCCUCAAGUCAACAAGGAACUGUACGAUCUCCCGCCAUGCCUUGCAUGCUCGGGCAAGGUGUCGCCGGACGAGGUCAUUGCGUGCCCGUUAUGCUUGAUCUUUGCCGAGUUGAGCCUGACUAAGAGGACGGUCUUCGACUCAGAGAAGUGCUACGACGAGGCAUACGAUGAACAUGUUCAAACCGCACACAGUUGCGCCGCCGGCGAGGGAUGCGUUCAACUUAAGGACGAGGAUGAGGAAAUGGGCGGCAACGGCGAGGGGCCAGUCAUCUGCGAGGAGUGUGCGGAACAGCUAGGCCAGAGCAUAGUAUACUGCUCAUCGCGCUGCGCCAGUGCAGAUUUCCAGGAGCACCGGGAAGGCGUUCACAUUCCGAACUGGCAGGGACUCGGCAUCGACCUCGGCACCCAGGGAGAGCAUCUUGUCUACGACAACGACGAGAAGACCAAGUACCACGUGAACGACAUAUCCAAAUUCGUAUGGCGGCUCAGCGAUGCCUUUGAGCGCGUCUUUAAGGGCAACAACCCCGACAUUAAAGAUGUCCAGCACUGAAGGUGCACGAUGGCUGCUGCUGCCAACGUUUCCUCGAGCACCAGUCGUAUCGCCGUCCGUUUCAGGUGCUCGGCCGAGGAUAUCGUAAGCGGGACAUCAUAACUUCAUUCUCGAAAUAGUGCAGUAACAGGUCGUCUUUGACUUGAGAUUUUGGAUCAAGAUGCGAGCGACACGCGUUGACACCGCCCGCCUCCUCGGCUGGCGUAAGACAGAACUUCGAUCGUGAAAGGGCCGCCAGUCAAGUGACGGCUUGAAGACCGAAUAUCAUCCUAUUAGUUCUUCCAUAAGCACAAAAUGCACAAGUUUCACCCGAUUGCUGUCAACUGAGAUUCCACCCUGUCAGUCUGAUUGCAACAUUUCAAGAGGCCACUUUCUUCAAUUCUUUUACGCUCCGAUGCGGUUCGGGGCUUACGACCAGUAGGAU
Colletotrichum destructivum is the source of this 1917-nucleotide messenger RNA. RefSeq lists its product as uncharacterized. The record is from RefSeq and is a predicted model, not a curated record. Lineage: Eukaryota; Fungi; Ascomycota; Sordariomycetes; Glomerellales; Glomerellaceae. The transcript is spliced from 2 exons. Bases 147 to 1493 code for a protein of 448 amino acids.